Messenger RNA from Tetrahymena thermophila SB210, 354 nucleotides. RefSeq names its product dynein light chain tctex-type 1 protein. Gene Ontology annotation, molecular function: dynein intermediate chain binding. The transcript is spliced from 4 exons. NCBI's taxonomy places the organism in Eukaryota, Ciliophora, Oligohymenophorea, Hymenostomatida, Tetrahymenidae. Gene Ontology annotation, cellular component: cytoplasm; cytoplasmic dynein complex. Gene Ontology annotation, biological process: microtubule-based movement. The record is from RefSeq and is a predicted model, not a curated record.
AUGGGAGAUACUGAUAAAGAAUAUAUUUCAGAAGAAGUUUAAAAAGCUAUAGAUGAUUCAGUGAAAUAAGUAUUCGGCAUUAAAGAUGAUUCAAGUUAAGUUACAAUCACAUACAAUAAAGAUAAAGUCAAUCUUUGGACAUAAUAAAUUAUUGAUUACACAAUCAGAGGUCUUAAUAAGUUAGGAAAACAUUUCAAAUAUUGCGUUACAGCAAUACUUCAAUAAACUAAUCACGCAGGAAUAUCUGUUUAAAUUACUGCCUAUUAAGAUACCAAUACAGAUGGUUCUCUGAUUUAAUGUUAUGAAAUUAAUGAUAUUUAUGCUAUUGUUUCUGUUUUUGCAAUGGCUGUCUGA